UGAUAGACAGGUCUGAGCUCAUCUCUUCAUCCGAAACUGCUGUGUUAGCAGCAAUGGAAGCCUGGGCAGUGGGGUUGGGGGUCCUGGGCUGCCUAGACCCUCUUCUCAGCCUGGCUACUAUGGUCCCAACGAAAGCAGAGCAGUAGGUUUGGCACCAGUUUGGCUGCAGGAGUUGCUGGACACCAUCCAACGGUCUUAGAGAGGUUCUCCUCCAGAGCCUUUUCUUCUCCUGAGGAUAACCCACGAGGCAGCGGAGGUUUAGGAUCAGAGUUUUCCUUCUCAAUGGGCUCCCUUCCCCGGUUGACGAGCCCCAUCUUCCCUUCCCUUUCCUCUGCAACAUGGACAGGAUCUGCCUUCCUGACUGUGAGAUUCACUAUUGUUCUCAUCCUCUCCAUCCACCAGGGCCUGCCUUCACCUGCAGCAGAAUUCCCCAACCCACCAACGAUUUGAGACCCAUCAGCUAUCCUCACCUGGUUUAGCCGGCCGGUUGAAGCCGUUGCUUGGAUCCUGGCCUCUGUUGCAUGCUGGCAGCUUCUGGAAGCCACAGGACUUCUUCUCAGCCCACCCUGAGGAAAGUGAUGGAGAAGACAAGUCAGAAUUUCAGGGGAGGGAGCAACUUUCAUUUCACUAGAAAAAACCAUUAUAAUGUGUGAAAUGUGGAAUAUGCUUCACUGAAUGAGCACACAUAGCUCACAUCUCAAAAAGGGGAGAAACCGUUUAAAGCUAUGGAGAAUGGAAAGAGUUUAACUGAUAGUGGAACACUUAGAGCACAUCAAGGUACUCACAUGGGCAAGAAAAGAUUCCAAUGCAAGGAGUCUGGAAAGAGGGGAAACCUCAAUAUACAUCAGCGGACUCACACAGGAGAGAAACCAUAUGAAUGUAUGGAGUGCGGAAAGAGUUUUAGUGAUAAUGGAAACCUUAGAAGACACCAACGGGUUCACACAGGGGAGAAACCUUUUAAAUGCAUGGAGUGUGGAAAGAGCUUCAGUUGGAGUGGACACCUCAAUAGUCAUCUACAGACUCACACGGGAGAAAGACCAUUUAAAUGUAUGGAGUACGGAAAAAGCUUCAGUCAGAGUGGAGACCUUAAAUUACACCAGCGAACUCACAUGGGAGAAAAACCAUAUGAUUGCAUAGAGUGUGGAAAAAGCUUCUGUUUCAAUGCAAGACUUAAAACACAUCAACGGACUCACACAGGAGAGAAACCAUUUAAGUGCAUGGAGUGUGGAAAGAGCUUCAGUUUAAAUGCAAACCUUAGAAGCCAUCAACGGACUCACGCGGGUGAAAAACCAUAUAAAUGUAUGGAGUGUGGAAAGAACUUCAGUAAGAGGGUACAACUCAAUAUACAUCUACAGAUUCACACAGGGGAGAAACCAUUUAAAUGCAUGGAGUGUGGAAAGAGCUUCAGUUUAAAUGCGUGCCUUCGAAGACACCAACGGACUCACACAGGAGAGAAACCAUAUAAAUGUAUGGAGUGUGGAAAGAGUUUCAGUCACAGUGGACAAUUCAACAUACAUCUAGAGACUCACACAGGGGAGAAGCCAUUUAAAUGCAAGGAGUGUGGAAAGAGCUUCAGUUUAAAUGCAAACCUUAGAAGCCAUCAACGGACUCACACGGGUGAAAAACCAUAUAAAUGUAUGGAGUGUGGAAAGAGUUUUAGUGAUAAUGGAAACUUUGGAAAACAUCAACGGACUCACACAGGAGAGAAACCAUAUAAAUGUAUGGAGUGUGGAAAGAGUUUCAGGUACAGUGGACACCUCAAUAGACAUUUACAGACUCACACAGGAGAGAAACCAUAUAAAUGCAUGGAGUGUGGAAAGAACUUCAGUAGGAGUAGACAACUCAAUAGACAUCUACAGAUUCACACAGGGGAGAAGCCAUUUAAUUGCAUGGAGUGCGGAAAGAGCUUCAGUUUCAAUGAGUCCCUUAGAAGACACCAACGGACUCACACAGGAGAGAAACCAUAUAAAUGUAUGGAGUGUGGAAAGAGUUUUAGUGAUAAUGGAAACCUUAGACAACAUCAACGGACUCACACAGGAGAGAAACCAUAUAAAUGUAUGGGGUGUGGAAAGAGUUUCAGUCACAGUGGAAAUCUUAGAAAACAUCAGCAGACACACAGGGAAGAAACCAUAUAAAUGUAUGGCAUGUGGAAGGAACUUCAGUCAGAGGGGAGCCCUUGAUUUAAGUCAAAAAACUUGCACAAGAGACAAACCAUGUAAAUGUCAGGAAAGUAGAUAGAGGGUCAGUCCUAGUGGAAGUCCUGUAUCAACAGACUCAUGAUCAGGAAGAACUUUAAUAGUUUAACCGUACAAACCCAUCAACAACUGAAGAGUAGAAGCAGUUUAAAUGGAAAGAUUUGCAGAAAGUGCUUUUGUUAUAAUGGAGUGUUUAAGAAACAUCUUGGGACUCUCACAGGGGAGAACCCAUUUAGAUGUAUGGAAUGUGGGACGUGUUCCUCUCAGAAUCCACUCCUUUCUUCACAGUAAUAAACUCAGCAGGAAAUCAGUCUUCAAAGCAUGAUGUGUAUGUGAAGUUCUUGUGUUUAUAUGUAAAACUGAACAGUAAUGAAAUAUUGAAGGCAAUGUCUCACAAUAGGGAGUAUAAUUUUAGAUGUAAGAUACCUUUUGAUAGAGAGGGACAAUCUGGAUUGCUGGUGGGGAGUGAGGAUUAGGGCUGGGCGAUAUAUUAAUAGCUCGUCCAAUACCGGUUUCUAGACCACAUCGCGAUAUCCUUUGAAAAACAAUUGAUAUGGCAAUAAACCACGAAUCACAGCGUGUGUUUCUGGGAUGUGCCUGGAAGCAGCCGGCAGAAAACUUUGCUUCGUGAAGCCCCUGAAGAUGCCCAGUUGAUGACUUCCCUCCCAGACGACAGGAAGAGAAACACACACCUCCAUUGCCUUGUGUCGUUCCAGCCUCUUUCCUCCCUUGCUCCCUUCUGCCGGUUUGUGUGCCUGACUUAGAUAUACUGUGGGUGUAUAUUUUUUUACUGCUGAAACUGGAUUUGCUCUCAGGAGCUAAGCUUUGUGCCUCACUGGG
This is a messenger RNA of Zootoca vivipara (common lizard), 3035 nucleotides long. NCBI's taxonomy places the organism in Eukaryota, Metazoa, Chordata, Lepidosauria, Squamata, Lacertidae. The record is from RefSeq and is a predicted model, not a curated record.